Molecule: messenger RNA, 1290 nt
Organism: Candidula unifasciata
Lineage: Eukaryota; Metazoa; Mollusca; Gastropoda; Stylommatophora; Geomitridae
Source: the annotation of a GenBank genome assembly
AUGGAAGGGGAGAAGUUUGACUUCAUCGUGUUUGGAGCCAGUGGAUUUACCGGCCAGUACACAGUUGACGAAGUGGCCCGAGUCGCAGAAGAGGAGAAGCUAACAUGGGCGGUCGCUGGACGAAGUAUGCAGAAGCUACAGACCGUUUUAAAUGAGGCUUCUGCGCGCACAGGCAAGAACCUGGAGAAUAUUCCAAUCAUCAUCGCUGACAGCAGCAACCCAUCUUCUCUCGAGGAGAUGGCCAAACAAGGCAGAGUUGUGCUCAACUGUGUCGGCCCAUAUCGAUUUUAUGGGGAACCUGUGGUUAAGGCAUGCAUUGAGGCAGGCACCCAUCAUCUGGAUAUCAGCGGAGAACCACAGUACUUGGAGAAGAUGCAGCUGUUGUAUAAUGCUAAAGCCAAGGAGAACAACGUGCUUGUGAUUGGUGCUACUGGCUUCGACAGCAUUCCUGCAGAAACUGGGAUUCUGUACACACAGAAACAGUUUAAAGAUGGAGAGAUGACCAACAUUGAGAGCUUUGUGACAACAAACAGUGGGCCUGAGGGUUUCACAGUCAACACUGGCACCUUUGAGUCUGCGGUGCAUGGGUUCGCACACAUGAAAGAGCUGAAGCCUCUGAGAAAGUCAUUGUUUCCUGACCCCCUGCCCAAAUAUGAGUACCGGCUCCCUAAACGGAAGACAAUUUUCUACAGCAAGGAAGUGAACAAGUGGUGUGUGCCGUUCCCUGGCAGCGACAAGUCUGUUGUCCACAGGACAGUCCGUGAUCUGCUGGCCACUGGUAGAAUUAAAAAACCGAUUGAGUUCAGUCCUUACUUCUGUGUUGACAGCCUGCUACAAGUGGUGGGACUGGUUAUCUUCUUGGCCAUUUUUGGACUCUUCGCCAGCUUUUCCUUGGGAAGAUCACUGUUACUGAAGUACCCGCAUGUUUUCUCACUGGGACUUUUCAAGAAAGGUGGACCAACAAAAAAGCAGAUUGAGGGCUGCAGUUUUAGCAUGACAUUUGUUGGCUACGGCUACGACAAACCAGAGAGUGAGAGGUCAGGUACGAAACCUAAUAAGACUGUCAUUACCAAGGUGACAGGGCCAGAACCAGGGUAUGUUACUACCCCUAUCUGCAUGACACAGGUUGGAGUUACUCUUCUCAAGGAACAAGAUAAGAUCCCUCACAAGGGAGGUGUUGUAACUGCUGGGGCAGCACUGUGGAACACCAGUAUCAUUGAUCGCCUGGAGAAACACAACAUCCACUUCUCCACCGUGUCCGUGACAGACAGCAGUGAUACCAGCAAGUAG